GCUUUCGCGAGCACGCGCUUUCGCGAACCCCUUCUCGCUGGAGAAAGAAGCUGCUGGCAUGGCUUCUUCUGUGAGGAUCUGCGAUCCAGAGGGCUCCGGGCUGCUGCUCCCAUUGACACAAGCGGAGAAGGAAAUGGCGGAUGGAGCGCGCGCCGUCAUUUACAUCCUCUUGCUGCUGUACAUGUUUAUGGGUGUUGGGACCGUCGCGGAUUGCUUCAUGAAUGCCGUCGAGAAGAUCAUCAGCAAGAAGAGGCGGAUUUUAAAUCAGACGAAGCAGAAAGAGGUCACGUACUUGGUCUGGAACAGCACCGUGGCCGACCUCACCUUGUUGGCACUUGGCUCCUCCGCUCCAGAGAUUCUGCUGUCGGUGCUGGAGAUCUGCUCCGCGGGGUUCCACAGCGGAGAGCUGGGGCCCUCCACCAUCGUGGGCUCCGCAGCCUUCAAUUUGCUGAUCAUCCUGGCGGUCUGCAUUUGCGCCAUCCCAGCCUGCGAAGUGCGCGCCAUCGAGCACAUGUCAGUGUACCACGUGACGGUCAUUUUCUCGAUUUUCGCGUACAUCUGGCUGCUGGUCAUCGUGCAAGUUAUUUCACCCAACAUCGUGGAGAUCUGGGAGGCCAUGGUCACCUUUGUGAUGUUCCCGAUCCUGGUGACGGUGUCGUGGCUGGCGAACAAGGGCAAGCUGGAGUUCCUGGCGCUCGAGAAGAGGCCUGAAGAGGAAGUGGAACCCCGGAUGCGGCGGUCCUCCCAGGAUGAUUCGAUGGGCAACGCCGCGGAGAAAAGCAAUCAUCCUCGGCUCGGGGGCAACAAGAUGAGGGCGUCCAUGGCGGUCCUGACUGCGGGCCGAAAGUCGCACGUCACUCCAGAGGCCAAGCGAGACGCUCACGAAGAGGACAAGGCCAUCCCUGCUGGAAGCAACGGCAAGGACAUCCAGGAUCCCAUCCACAAAGGGCGCAUCCACGCCCCCCAUGGUAUCAUCACCUUCCGCAGCGACGCCAUUCAGAUCGAGCCUGAAGAUCGUUUGCGCCCGGACAACGAGCCCUACAAUCCCUACAAAUUCACGUUGGACAUCCUUCGUUGCAAUGGCACCGACGGCCAGGUGUCGUGCAAGCUCUCAACGGAAGGUCUCUCUGCUGUUCCAGGCAUAGACUUUGAGGAGAUUGACGAGACGAUCGUUUUUGAGGACGGAGAGACCGAGAAACAGGUGGAGGUCUCGAUCCUUCCGCAGCGGGAUUCCGAGCCCCACGACGUCUUCCAGCUGGUGCUCUCCGAGGCGGAAGGCGACGCCUUCUUCAACCCGAACGAUGAUGGCGGCAGGGGGAUCGGUCUCUUGACCAUCACCAUCAAGAACUCCGAGAAUCCGCCCUUGAUGGAGAGGUUAUUCGACAAAGACAACUUCCAGUGCGGAUUGCAGGCCUGGAAGCAGCAGAUCCUGUCCUCCGUGCGCUUGGAGCCCGAGGAGGCGGAGGAGGGAGAGGAGCCAGCAGGGCUGAAACCGAGCGACUACUUCUUCUUCGUCUUGGGUCUGCCGUUCAAGGCGUUCUUCGGCCUCGUUUGCCCGCCGGCGCAGUGGGCCGGAGGCUACCUGCUCUUUACUGUGGCGCUGGUGUGGGUGGCUGUUGUCACGGCUCUGAUCAGUGAUUUGGCAUCACUUUUCGGCUGCUGUGCAGGCAUUCCGGACGCCACCACGGCGAUCACUAUAGUCGCAAUGGGGACUUCCUUGCCCGACACCUUUGCAUCCAUGACCUCCGCGGCCAAAGAUGACACUGCAGACUCUUCGAUUGUCAACGUGACGGGCAGCAACUCGGUGAAUGUCUACCUGGGCAUUGGCAUCCCGUGGCUGGCUGCGGCGAUUUACUGGUCCAGCGGCGCAGGCGAUAAGGUGGAGUGGGCGGCGAGGUACGGAGCCGAAUUCCCGGAGAUUGUGAGUAGUGCCACGAACUGCGCGUUCAUCGUGAAGGCGGGGGCUUUGGGCUUCAGCGUCCUCAUCUUCAACUGCGUUGGGCUCGCUUGCCUUGUUUUGCUCCGCGUGCGGCGCUUGGCCUUUGGGGGCGAGCUGGGUGGCCCCCAGACGCCCGCCCGGGCGUCAUCUGCCCUCCUCGUGUUUCUUUGGGUGGCGUACAUUGUGAGCUCGAUUUGGAGGAACACCGACGAGAAAGCGGAGGUCAUCAUCUUCCCUAUGGCCGUCUUGGCCGCCCUUGUUGUCGUCGGCGGCGUUGCGUUCGAGUUGUCCGGGAAGGGAAGAUACAACCCGAAGGAGACGCCUGAAGAGAAGAUGGCCUUCAAGGAUGCGCCCGGCGAGAAUCAGCUGGAGGACACUUCCAUCGACAACGCCAAGGCCUCGCAGGACCCAGAGCCCGAUAAGAUCGGCGCUGCGGUGGAGGAGCCGGUGGAGCCGGCGCCGGAGCCCGCGGAGGACAAGCCGGAGGUGCCGAACGCGCAAGAGGCGCCAGAGGCGGAGGCGGCGCCAGAGGUAGCGGCUGAGAGUGUCACGGUGGAGGUUGCUGAGGCCCCUGCAUCUCCUGAGCCUGAGAAAGCUGAAGAGGCUGCGAAAGCUGAGGAGGAGAAGAAGAAGGCCAAGAAGCCGGAGGAGAAGAAGGCCCCGAAGAAGAAGCCGAAAGCCAAACCCAAACCGGAGGAGGAGGCUCCAGAGCAAAGUGUCCCGGGCCUAGCGAAUGAGGCUCCGGGCGUGCAUGGUUCUGCACAGUGGCGAGCUCACCUGGAAGUAAAACGAGGUCACCAUGACAAAGAUCCUUUGCUUGGGGAACCCUUAUUUCAGGUUUUGGACAUAUUGUAAGACUUGCAGAUAGUCUUGAGCCAGGCUGAAUAGAUGACUGAAUCCUGGUGUCCCUGCUCAUUCCCACCAUAGCUGGUGCUGCGACCGAUGGCGGCACUUUUUCUUCACAAGCCUCUGCCAAGCAGAGAUUUCGGCGAACUGGUCCGGAGGUAGGGAUGCCAUGCGGCUGUAUCCCCGAACUAUUUCCGGCUAAGUGUUGCUAUGUGGGGUGUGUAUGAUCUACACCUGUACGGAGUUAAACUCCGCAAGUUUACCAGAAGAAGCUUGUAGGGAUUGUGCAGCGGAAGCAAGAGAGUGCAACGCUCCAACGCUCGAUUCUAUCUCACGGGUAGCGCCAGUCAAGCGGCUCCUUCUUUCUGCUGCAUGUCUGCUACAUGCCUCAGGGAAAUUGGUGGAGCCCGGGCCAAGCCCUGCAUGUCCACCUGAGGGCGGUCCAAAUGAAUAGCCA
This is a messenger RNA of Effrenium voratum, 3242 nucleotides long. The record is from the annotation of a GenBank genome assembly. NCBI's taxonomy places the organism in Eukaryota, Dinophyceae, Suessiales, Symbiodiniaceae.